Fusarium odoratissimum NRRL 54006 is the source of this 1421-nucleotide messenger RNA. RefSeq lists its product as uncharacterized. The record is from RefSeq and is a predicted model, not a curated record. The coding region runs from base 231 to 1421 and encodes 396 amino acids. NCBI's taxonomy places the organism in Eukaryota, Fungi, Ascomycota, Sordariomycetes, Hypocreales, Nectriaceae. The transcript has a single exon.
GACAUUGAUUCAUCGACGCUCAAAUACGGGUAUAAAAGGACGCUCUUUACCCCUUUACUUCCAUCCUCUUUCUUCCUCCAAACAACAUCAGACCUCACAUAACCUCGCGAGUCUGUGGAUCAUCCACUCGAACCUUUCUAUCUCAUCGAGGCUUAUCCCAUAAGACAGCAACAUUGCUCACUUGCACUCCGAAGCUUUCACAACCCAGCACCGUGCACACAAACACGACCAUGGCACCUAAACUCGAGCGACGCACCCUUGCUGAAGCCUCCGAAGGCCUUGAGAUUCCAUCUUCCCGAGCCCAGCACCAGACUGACUCUAACCUCGGGGACUCUAUUCGUCUUAUGCUCUCAUCCAGUCUCCGUGGCAACGGUUCGAUCCGUAUUCGUUCAGCACCGAGCAAGGAAUCGACAUUGCUACUUACGCAAGACGACAGUCAUUACGAGGACGAUGCUGAAGAUGAGAGUCAUUCCGAUGAAGACAACAUCGAAUUGAAGAACUACCUCGACGACAUCGCAGAUGCUCUUAAGAAGCAGAAGUCAAAGAAUGACUCCAAGAUUGCUGCAACCUUCAACGAGAGACUGUCGCAAAUGGUCUACGGCUCGAACAUGAUUGAGAUGGUUGGCAGUGGUCUGGAUAUCACAGUCAAGCUUUGUCAACGCAUUUUCGAAGGACAAGAUGUGGACGAUGCAGAGAUCAGCGAUCGCGACCCAAUCUACCAAGCUCUCCGAAAGGACCUUGUGAGCAAGAACAAGCCUAGUGGACAUGAAGACGUGCUCCGAAGCCGACGCGAGAUCAUCCAGCAUGCAAAGGCUGCGUACUACAUGAUGAACCAAGUCGCCAUCAAGGGAAAGGAUCUAUCUGAAGAGAUCAUCCUGGAAACCCACCGCCUCUUGACGUAUAAAAUCGACAGUCCUGAUAAGAUUCCCUGGAGCGAGUAUGGUGGCAGCUACCGAACUUGUCCCGUUCAGCGAGGCUUUCACUCUUUCCCACACCAAGCUGGGGUCCCGAAGGCGGUACGCGACCUGACUGACUCCCUCAAGGCCGACAUCGCGACGGCAGAGGCGAGCGGAGAGAUUGACCCUGUGGCUCUAGCAGCCAAAUAUUGCCACAAGUUCGUCAACAUUCACCCCUUCCUCGAUGGAAACAGCCGGACAAGCCGUCUUAUUUUGAAUACCAUUCUCCUCAAGUAUGGAGGUUGCUUUGUCUGGCUUGGGAUGGAUCCAAAGGACCGGGACGAGUACAUGAAGAUCUCAGCAGAAGGAUUCUCCGCUGAGGCCAUGGAUAUGCAGCAGGAGGACAUGGAUGAUCUACCAGAGGACUUCAAGCCAAAACAUCACAAGAAACUCGCCACAUUCACACUGAAGCAUGCCCGGGACACGAUGGCUAAGGUCCUGCGAACGUUGAAGCUGAAGGAAUAG